UCUUUCUCAUUAAACACCAAAAAAUUCUCUCUUCUCUCUCUCUCUCUCUCUCUCUCUCUCUCUCUCUCUUUUAGCCUUCUUGUCUGCCUCAAUUGUUCUAAUGGCUCCUGCAAAAGAUGAACAAGAGUUCAUUUACCGAUCAAAACUCCCAGAUAUUUACAUUCCAAACUUUCUCCCUCUACAUUCAUAUAUCUUCCAAAACUUACCAAAAUUCAGCUCACGCCCAUGUCUCAUCGACAGUGCCACAGGCCAAACCUACACUUACGCUGACGUGGAGAUCAUGUCUCGAAAAGUAGCCGCCGGCCUGAACAAAAUGGGCAUCCAACGAGGUCAGGUAAUCAUGCUUUUACUACCCAACUCGCCGGAAUUUGCAUUCUCAUUCCUCGGCGCUUCCUUUCGUGGUGCCAUCACCACCACAGCCAAUCCUUUCUUUAAACCAGCCGAGAUAGCAAAGCAAGUAAAAGCCUCUGAUGCUAAAAUGAUCAUUACUCAAGCUUGUUAUGUUGAGAAGGUUAAAGAUUUAGCCCAAGAGAAUGAUAUUAAGAUUGUGUGUAUCGACUCGGUUCAAGAGGGUUGUUUCCAUUUCUCUGAGUUGACUCAGUCCGAUCCAGAUGAUAUGCCUAGUGUGGAAGUGGACCCUAAUGACAUAGUUGCUUUACCUUUCUCAUCAGGGACCACUGGGUUACCUAAAGGGGUUAUGUUGAGUCACAAGAACUUGAUAACAAGUAUUGCUCAACAUGUGGAUGGAGAGAAUCCUAACUUGUAUUUCAGUAGUGAGGAUGUGUUGCUUGGUUUGUUACCUAUGUUCCACAUAUAUGCUCUCACUGUGGUGUUACUCGGUGGGAUACGAGUUGGCUCAACGAUUCUGAUUAUGCAGAAGUUUGAUCUUGUGCUAUUUAUGGAGCUGGUGGAGAAAUAUAAGGUGACGGUGGCGCCGAUGGUUCCGCCGGUCGUCUUGGCGAUUAGCAAAUGUAAUGAGGUUGAUAAUUACGAUUUAUCCUCGAUUAGGAUGGUGAUGUCUGGUGCAGCACCGGUAGGCAAGGACCUUGAAGAUGCAUUUAGAGCUAAGCUUCCAAAUGCCAAGCUUGCCCAGGUAACUAUGUAUCCUUGUAUUUUGUGUUCAGGUUAUCUGAAGGACCCGGAGGGUACAAAGAAAACUAUUGACAAAGAUGGAUGGUUACACACUGGGGACAUCGCCUACAUCGACGAUGAUGGUGAGAUCUUCAUCGUGGACCGAUUGAAAGAACUGAUCAAGUACAAGGGGUUCCAAGUGGCCCCCGCCGAGCUCGAAGCUAUUCUCAUCACUCAUCCCAAAAUCUCUGAUGCUGCAGUUGUCCCCAUGAAUGACGAAGCUGCCGGCGAGGUUCCAGUUGCAUUUGUCGUUAGAUCCAACGGUUGUAAUGUCACAGAAGAUGAGAUCAAGGAUUAUAUCUCAAAACAGGUGAUAUUUUACAAGAGGAUCAAACGGGUCUUUUUCAUAGAUGCAAUCCCAAAAGCUCCAUCUGGCAAGAUUCUAAGGAAGGAUUUAAAAGCAAUGCUGGUGACCGGUGUUCCUAGCUAGUUAUCAUGUGUGAAUACCUAUUCAUGGCAAACGGGUCUUUGUCCCAUUUCUUCUUUGCCAGGCCAAGUAGAGCAAGACAUUGCUAGGUUCCAUGGCAAAUAAGGAAUGGGGGAAAAAAAAUAUAUGAUGGAUUUGUUUUAUGUAUGUUCAUAUAAUUUGUUGGACAAUCAUUUUGUUGCUAUUGAUCACGUAGUUUCUUUCUUUUUCAUGGAUUGUAUAUACAAACCUUGUUUUAUCUAUCAUUAUGGACUAUCUUAUUGUA
Messenger RNA from Macadamia integrifolia, 1823 nucleotides. Its product is annotated as 4-coumarate--CoA ligase 2-like. The record is from RefSeq and is a predicted model, not a curated record. The coding region runs from base 101 to 1561 and encodes 486 amino acids. The transcript has 4 exons. Gene Ontology annotation, molecular function: CoA-ligase activity. NCBI's taxonomy places the organism in Eukaryota, Viridiplantae, Streptophyta, Magnoliopsida, Proteales, Proteaceae.